Messenger RNA from Pongo pygmaeus (Bornean orangutan), 3770 nucleotides. It is a transcript of the gene ZNF425, whose product is annotated as zinc finger protein 425. The record is from RefSeq and is a predicted model, not a curated record. Bases 958 to 2940 code for a protein of 660 amino acids. Gene Ontology annotation, biological process: regulation of DNA-templated transcription. NCBI's taxonomy places the organism in Eukaryota, Metazoa, Chordata, Mammalia, Primates, Hominidae. The transcript has 2 exons. Gene Ontology annotation, cellular component: nucleus.
UGUAUUUUAGUAGAGAUGGGGUUUCACUGUGUUGGCCAGGAUGGUCUCCAUCUCCUGACAUUGUGAUCCACCCAUCUCAGCCUCCCAAAGUGCUGGGAUUACAGGCAUGAGCCACCACACCCAGUCCUGGAAAGAUUUUUGAGUACCAAAGAGUUAACAACUUUGGUAGCUAUCCCUAAAAAUAAAUGUUGUUCCCUUAGUACAAGGUGGUGCUCAGCCAAUAAUCACAGCUGCUCGUCUGCCUGGGUUUAAGUAGUAAAAGCAUGUUUUUAGGAAGAUUUAACUUCCAGUGAUGAGGAAGAGGAUUCAAGGUAAAUAUACUUUCGUCACAAUCCAGGCAAAAGUGUUAAUGUUAACUUACUAAAUCAUAUGAUCAUGUUGAAAACAUCACCUGUGUUGUCCUUAAGGUGACCACAGAGCACAGUGAGAGUCCUCUGGGGGUAGUGUCACUUGGGUUUCCUCCCAGGUUAAGAGAUUGAAAAAUGCCAACAUGGUGAAACCCUGUCUCUACUAAAAAUACAAAAAUUAGCCGGGCGUGGUGGUGGGUGCCUGUAGGCUGAGAGUUUGCUCAAGUGCAGUGGCUCAUGCCUGUAAUCCCAGCACUUUGUGAGGCUGAGGCAGGAGGAUCAGUUGAAGCCAGGAGUUUGAGACUAGCCUGGGCAACAUAACAAGACCCCAUCUCUACAAACAAUAAAAAAAAGUUAGCUGAGCGUGAUGGCACGUGCCUGUAGUCCCAGCUACUUGGAGGUAGGGGCUAACGUUGGAGGAUCACUUGAGCCCUGGAGGCCAAGGCUGCAGUGAAAUGUGAUCAUGCCACUGCACUCUAGCCUGGGCAACAGAGUGAGGCCUGUCUCAAAAUAAAUACAUACAUAAAUAAAUAAAGGGGAGAGAGUUCCAUUAUCCAGUUCAACAAGACUUUGGAGGAAAAGCAGUUCUGAAAUACAAUGGCUUAAGUGAAUGUCUGCAAUGGCCCUUUCCAGAUCUAAUGACCAAGGAACUCUCAGGACAAAAGAAGAGGAUUGCCCUUUAAAUGGUCCUCAAAAACAGGACUUGUGUGCUGCCUUACCAGGGAAAGAGAGAAACAUUUUAUCAGCUCAAAGAGCCACCUUCCAGUCUCCAAGUCUCCGAGAAACAGAGAUUCUAAAUAAAAAAGUCAGCAUCACAGCAUAUGAUCCAGACAAGAAAGACCUGCGGCAUAAGCCUCGGGAGACCCCAGGGCGCUUAGAAAUUCCCACAGGGCCAAGAUGCUAUUCCUGCUAUGUCUGUAGGAAAGUCUUCCAAGUAAGGAGGGAUUUGCUAAAGCACAAACGGAGCCACUCCAAGAGCCAGCUCUGCAGAUACCCAAAGUACAAAAACUCGUCCAGAGGGAAGUCCAAACUCAGGCGGACGCAGAGGCUCCUGUGUCAGAAGAAGCGGUUCCAGUGCAGUGAGUGUGAGAAGAGCUACUUCCUGAAGGGCAGCCUCGUCACUCAUCAGGUUGUCCACACCGGCCAGCGGCCCUACCCAUGCCCCGAGUGCGACAAGACCUUCCGGUACAGGGCCAACCUGAAGAAGCACCUGUGUCUACACCGCGGGGAGCGGCCGUUCUGCUGCGGGGAGUGUGGCCGGGCCUUCGUGCAGCAGUGCGAGCUCACGGAGCACCUGCGGCUGCACAGCGGAGAGAAGCCCUUCCAGUGUCCGCAGUGUGACCGGUGCUUCCGCCUGAAGAGGGGCAUGAAGGUGCAUCUGUCCCAGCACAGCGGGAAGAGGCCCUUCCACUGUCCCGAGUGCGGCCGGAGCUUCUCCCAGAAGGCCGCCCUGAAGACCCACCAGAGGACGCACAGCGAGGAAAAGCCGUUUUCUUGUGGUGAAUGUGGCAGGAAAUUCAUCUACAAGAUUAAGCUGGACGAGCACAUCAGAGUUCACACGGGAGAGAAGCCCUUUUCGUGUCCCGAGUGUAACAAAAGUUUCCGCCUCAAGAGAAGCCUGAAAGCCCACGGGCUGCAGCACAGCGGGAAGCGGCCCUUCCAGUGCCCGGAGUGCAGCAGGGGCUUCUUCUGGAGGAACGCCAUGCGCGCCCACCAGCGCCUGCACAGCGAGCAAAAGCCCUUCCCCUGCGCCGAGUGCGGCAAGCGCUUCACGCGGCCCUCCAAGCUCGCCUGCCACACCAGAGUCCACGACAGGCAGAAGGAGUUUCCCUGCGGCGAGUGCAAAAAGACCUUUUCUCAGCAGUCGCGGCUCACGCAGCACCUGAAGGUUCACACCACGGAAAAGCCGUUCUCCUGCGCCGAGUGCGGCCGCAGUUUCCGCCGGCGCGCGCAUCUCACUGAGCACAUGAGGCUUCACAGUGGCGAGGAGCCCUUCCAGUGUCCCGAGUGCGACAAGAGCUUCUCCUGGAAGGCCUCCAUGAAGUUCCACCAGCGGAUGCACAGGGACGAGAAGCCCUUCGCGUGCGGUGAGUGUGACAAGACCUACACGCAUCAGUCUCAGCUCACCGAGCACCUGAGGCUGCACAGUGGAGAGAAGCCCUACCAGUGUCCUGAAUGCGAGAAGACUUUCCGCCUCAAGGGAAAUCUGAAAAGCCACCUGCUGCAGCACAGUGGCCAAAAGCCAUUCUCUUGUGUGAUGUGCAGCAAAAGUUUCACUCAACAGUACCGGCUUACAGAACACAUUCGAGUCCACAGCGGGGAGAAGCCCUUCCAGUGUCCGGAGUGUGACAAGAGCUACUGCAUCAGGGGCAGCUUGAAGGUCCACUUGUAUAAGCACAGUGGAGAGAGGCCCUUCCAGUGUCCCGAGUGUGGCAAAGGCUUCCUCCAGAAGAGAAGCCUGAAGGCCCAUCUGUGCCUUCACAGUGGGGAGAGGCCUUUUUCUUGUGAUGAGUGUGGAAGGAGCUUCACGUACGUGGGGGCGCUCAAGACCCACAUUGCGGUGCAUGCCAAGGAGAAGCCCUCCAGCCUCUAGGUCAGGCCAUGCAGCAGUCACGCAAUCACAGCUUUCAGGGGGUGCCAGCAGCUCUGUUGGCUCAAGUUGAGGCAGGUUAAAGGAUUCACAGGGUAAGAUCGGGCACAGUGGCUCCCACCUGUAAUCCCAGCACUUUGGGAGGCCCAGGUGGGAGGAUCGCUUGAGCCCAGGAGUUUGAGACCAGCCUGGGCAACAUUGCAAGACUCCAUCUCUACAAAAAAUAUAAAAGUCAGCCAGGCGUUGUGGUGCAUGCUUGUGGUCCCAGCUACUUUGGGAGGCUGAGGCAGGAGGAUCGCUUGAGCCCAGGAGGCAGAGGCUGCAGUGAGCCAUGCUCACACCACUGCACUCCAGCCUGGGUGACAGAGCAAGAUCUUGUCUCAAAAAAAAAAAAUCACAAAAUACUGGCUACAGACACACUGGACGGGUGUGUGGUCUGCAGAACUCUAUGGCUCCUUGACAAAAGUUCCAAAUAAUCCAGUCAAAGACAGGCAAAGACAAUCUCCCUCAAUAAUCGUCAUAGGAAAGACCUGCCAGUUGUGGAGGAAACAUUCACACUGAUCUGCUAGUCCAACGAUCUCUUCAGUGUCAUCCAAUAAUCCCUUCAUUAAAUUCAGAAACUAUAGCCUGAGUGAAGAAAUGUUACAGCCAGGAACAUAUUCCUCAGUCAGCUUUUCCAUUACCAGGCCAUUUUACUUAAAUCUGUAUUAAAGUCUUCGGUUUUCUCUCAUAGUGGAUUUUCAUUUUCUCUCAGAUGGUGAGAGGGCUUCUGUUUCUUGGAAUGUUUCCAUAUUGCUAAAAAGAAAUGUCUUCCACUAUCUCAUUUGUUAAAA